AUGUGUUCGGGUGUGCAAGAUUCAAACAUUCUGGAUGUGACAUGCAUCAACUUCAAUCCCAUCUACGAUACCAGCUCCUCAGCAUCCUACGCUGCCAUCUUGAAUGGGGCUGACGUCACAAGCAUGGUGUCCUUCCAGAGGUCGGUGGACUUGGAUACGGGGGACAGGCAGUCAACCUGGUGUUCGCUGGAUGAUAAUGCAGGAGCAUGCGGGUUGCCUACAGGAUCGACGAUUGACGCAUCGGGAAGCGUUACUUUCCAAAAUACAGAUCAAGAUAAAUUUGGUGCUUACGGAUGCCGAGCGGAGAGAUACAACUGGACUACUGAGACGUCCACUAUUUUCAUCAGAAAUGACGCUCAUUUCACUCCUGAUUAUUUCACGGUGACAGUAAGUCUCGAUGAAGAGGUUCGUCUGGUAAUGAAUCCUGGAUUAUCUAGUGGAACUGGUUCACUAGUGUGGAGAUUAAAUCACGCAGAUGGAAGGCAAAGUGACCUGUCUUCUAGUGUUUAUGGGAAUGCUCUCUACAUCAGUAGGGCUAAGAAAGCAGACCAUGCUGGGAUUCACCAUUACUACUAUUCUGACGAUCCAGAUAGAGGAGGACUCGUGAAUCUUAUUGUUAGAGCAUGUGAAGCUGGUAAAUUUGGACAGGGAUGUUCAGGAUCUUGCACUAACCUUGAAUCUGGUCGGAUUGACUGCAGUGGAGCUGUGUUCUGUCUCCCGGAUCCGUAUGGAUGUUCGUGUGCUGCAGGAUUGACUGGGUUACGAUGUGACCAAGCAUGUCCUGAUGGUUCGUAUGGCGCAGGAUGCACUGAGACAUGUCACUGCGACUCUACAGGAUCAUGUGACCUUCGUACGGGGGCCUGUUCCGGUGGGUGCGAAGAUGGCUGGAUUGGAGAUCAAUGCCAAGCCUUGUUAAAACAAGGAGGUGUCUUUGAUGGCACGACUGGCGAUAAUUUCCUUGGUAUAUUCAUGAUUGGGGAUAGUAAUGUAACCGGAGAUCUUUCCUUGACGUAUUACAUCGGACGAGACGUGGACACGGGACCAGGAGAGACUGGUCACGGAGCUUACUUUAAUGUGGACGGCGGAGUGAUAACACAAGAAUGGGGAGACACAGGGCUGCCUCCAGGAACACAGUUUAUUAAAUAUGACACCAGCCGGCAGGACUCAUUCAGAGCUAAUAUUGAUAAAACGAGUGGCGGAGAUGCACGUGUCGGUGCAUACCGAAUGUCCGUCGAUUACAAGGGAUGGACCGAGCGAAAUGUCUUGCUGAACGAAUUUCGCGGUGAUUCUAAUUCAGAGGUUUGGCCUGAGAAAUUAUCAAUUACGGUAGGGAUUGCUGAGAUCGUCACUCUCGGCGUGUUGGCGACACAGUCUGGAGACACUUCAUCUUUGAGAUGGCGACACAACGGAGGAAGUGAAAUCACCAAAUGGGAUGGACUGACGUCAGUUUCCAUCUAUGACGUCAGGAAGUCAGAUGAAGGAAUCUACGAGUGCUACGUCGAUGGUAACAGAGAAACAGGAAAACAUGCUAUUCUUAAGCUAAUCGUAAGAAGUUGCCCAUCUUCCAAGUACGGUCUGGAUUGCUCACAGAACUGUCCCGUGUGUUACGCUGGUGGGGUAUGUCAUGACGUCACUGGAGAUUGUGUAUGUCGAUCAGGAUUCCAAGGAGAUAACUGUGAAAUGCCCUGCGGUGACAACAACUGGGGAAAAUCAUGUAGUGUGGUUUGCUCUAGAGGUAACCCCGGCUGCCCAAACCGGUUAUUUUCACCACCAAACCCUGUCGGGAUGGCUUGUAUCAAUGGAUUUGGAGGAAACAGGUGUCAAACAGCUUGCACCGGUGAUCAUUUUGGUGCUAGUUGUGAACUGGAUUGUAACUGUGAUGGUACGUGCGACCGUGUGAAUGGAUGUGGAGGCACAUGUUCAGACAGCUAUGAGGGUACCUACUGUCAAGCCUUGAGAUCGGACCUCUCUUGUCCAUCCGGGUAUUUUGGUACCCUUUGUAGCUAUCCAUGUCAAUGUGCUGGUGGUGUGGACUGUCAAAGGACCAAUGGUCAUUGUCCAAAUGGAGUCACGUGUGCUGAGGGAUGGGCAGGAUCAGACUGUCAACAAGCUCUUCCACGACUGCUUGAAUCAUCUUGGGUGUCUGACGUCACCAAAGAUUCGGUCAUGCUCAUUUGGAAUGCCUGGACAGAUGGUUACGACUACGGCAAUGGCCCUGUACACUCCUAUCAGAUUGACUACACAUGGACGAAAGAUAAAGACAACACUGGUGAAUCCGAAGUACCUGUAAUUAUCACUGGAGAUAGUACUGCUGAAAUCACAGGGCUUUCCGGUUUCAGAGACUACCAUUUCUACGUCAGUGUUAGAAGAGAGGUCGAGGGUCAGGUUGUAGCCGGUGUGAGGAGUGGUCCAAUCAGUGUCAAACCAUACUGUCAGGCUCCUCAACCAGUGGAUAGUGCUGACGUCACUUCUGAUUCGUACAACCACCUGGAGAUCACGUGGUCAGAGCCAUUCAGCCAAUGCGGUGCUCCGAGCUACAACGUAUCACGUAGGCUCGUCCUCAUUGACCAAUGCGACGAUUCUAUGGCGGAUACAGUAACGUGGGAGGUAACAGGCGAUACAAGCAUUGAGUAUGAAGACCUGUUUCCUUACUCUACCUACGAAUUUACUAUUCUCUCGACUCUGGAAGGCUAUGAUGCAGAAACAGGCUAUUUCAUCGCAUACAACUCAACUGAGUCAAUUUCAACUGCGCCACCUGAAGACUUCAUUGUGGAUAACACCGUGAAGGGCAAAUUGGAUUAUUCCUGGAGCAGUCCUUCAUGCGGAGACCGGAACGGAGCCUUAAGUUACGACUACGAAUUCGGUGAAACGGGAGAGGAAGAUGUGCAAAGGGAAAACCUUGUGAUGACAAGUAAAUCUUUUGAGGAUUUACAACAUUACGUGAUGUAUGAGUUUACUGUCUGUCCAAGGACAGUCGGUGGACCGGGUCCCUGCAUCUCUAUUCAGACCAGAACGCUACCAAGUGGAUAA
Strongylocentrotus purpuratus (purple sea urchin) is the source of this 3030-nucleotide messenger RNA. RefSeq names its product angiopoietin-1 receptor-like. Gene Ontology annotation, molecular function: protein binding. The transcript has 15 exons. The coding region runs from base 1 to 3030 and encodes 1009 amino acids. NCBI's taxonomy places the organism in Eukaryota, Metazoa, Echinodermata, Echinoidea, Camarodonta, Strongylocentrotidae. The record is from RefSeq and is a predicted model, not a curated record.